AUGCCUUCGCUUAGAUUGGGUGCGGCCCACAUGGCGCUCUUUGCGCGCGACCUUGCCUCGACUGAAUCGACAUUUACAAGCUGGGACAAGUGUAUGGCCAAAUCAUACUGCAACUUUGCACCUGCUGCUGUGGUUGCUGUUGUCCGUCCGGUCGUCGCAGAAACAAGCAGCCAAAAUACUACGAUGAACCUCCUUUGGUCCCCCCCGAGCCAGGCCCCUGCGUACAACCAAGCACCGGGAUAUAACCAAGCACCUGGAUAUAACCAGUCUUCGGCAUACAACCAGCAGCCUGCAGCUCCGGCACCGCCAGUUUAUCGUGGUGCUGUCCAGACAGCCACCUUCGACUCGGCCAAGUCACCCGCAGCAAAAAUCAACGAAGAUGCGCUCCCUGAAAUGCCAACGUGGGCUAGCGCUGUCGACAAGCACGUCGAGGACAAAAGCCACGAGGACGUAGAAAUGGAAGCCUUGAACCCACCGGAUCGGACACAUGGCGCUGGUACGCCACUACACGUUAAUACCCUCGGAGACUUCCCACCGGAUCGUGGUGGCACGGGUACACCUGCUAGCGCUGGAGGAUAUAGAGGGUUUAUCCCGACUGAUCCCUACGCUCGCCGUUCGCCGGCCCCCGCCGCUGCUCUAGCCGCGACUCAGGAUCCCUAUGGCCGACGCUCGCCUGGCAUGCCCUCCCCCGCAGCGGCAGCGGCAUCUAUCGAUCCUUACUCCCGCCGCUCCCCCGGCCCCGCGGCUGCCCUGGAUCCUUAUGGUCGUCGAUCCCCCGGCCCUGCAGCCGCAUUUGCCGCCGCCCAAGAUCCUUAUGCUCGCCGCUCCCCAGGCCCGAAUGCCGCUUAUGCACCCGCAAACGACCCCUACGGCCCCCGCUCUCCUGGCCUACCUCCCGCAGGCGCUAUAAGCUCAUACAACAGCCAACCUUAUGACCACCAGCACCAGGGCUAUGACCAAAAUCAAGGUUAUGACCAACACACCGGCUACAACCAGCACCAGCCAUAUGAUCAUGCCCAGCCUUACGAAGACUACAGCCCUGGCGGCGCCAACCAAAUGGCCAACUCUGGCUACGCCUCCCACGGCGUCACCUCCCCCUCCCCCGUAGUAGCCUACAACCCCCACAAUAACUACAACCCUGUCCCAAUGGCUUACUCCACAAGCCCAGAACCGGUGCACAAUGCCGCCGGCUUCACCCGCCAGCCAUCCUUCGGCUCAAGCCAAUACCCACCCACAUAUACUUCCCAGCCCGCAUCCCCGCCGCCCUCUUUCCCUGCACCUUCGCCACAUGGUUUCCAGAGUCAUGAUUACAGUAACCAGGCCCCUGUUGGCCAGGCUGUUACCGCAGACGAACCUAGAAAUCGUCCACCAACUUUGUUGAUGAGUGGGCGGCAACCCGCAACGAACUUUUGA
Molecule: messenger RNA, 1413 nt
Organism: Penicillium verhagenii
Lineage: Eukaryota; Fungi; Ascomycota; Eurotiomycetes; Eurotiales; Aspergillaceae
Exons: 2
Coding region: 1-1413 (470 amino acids)
Cellular component (GO): plasma membrane; cellular bud neck
Source: RefSeq, a predicted model, not a curated record